Thelazia callipaeda (thelaziosis nematode) is the source of this 1443-nucleotide messenger RNA. Lineage: Eukaryota; Metazoa; Nematoda; Chromadorea; Rhabditida; Thelaziidae. The record is from the annotation of a GenBank genome assembly.
AUGGAUCAAAAACCCUUCUUCGAGGCACUGCUUGAAGAUGAUUGUGCGCAGGACAACCCGUUGGUUGACUUGUCUAAAAAUAUUGUUGAAGGAAGUAAUGAAGGUGAUUUUGAAAGUGGAGUGCAUCAUUUCUCAGCCACUGAUGCGGCGUCUGAAGACGUAUUGUAUGAUGAUUCUUUGCAAACAACGAUUAUGUCUGAAUUGAUGGAUGAAUUAGAUGCUGUUCGUAAUUUCACUAGUCCAUGGUUUGAAGAUUUUCAAACUGAGCGGUUAUCGAAGAAGUGGACUGAGGAAUUCUGUGAUUCCGAUACGCAUGAACAAAAUCGUGAAAGCGAAAUUGCAACUGAAACUGUCAACAGUACAAAUGAGAUGAGGCUCGAAUUCGAUCAAAAAUUGCAAAUUGAUGAAACGCCAGCACCAGAGAAACCUGGUUUUCUUCAAGAAAAUACAUCUGUUUCUCCGAUCAAAGUUGAUGAAACUGCAACAGCUUUUCCCACAAAGACAUUGCGUGAGUUUUUCGAAACAUAUCGUUUCCAAAAAAAUAACCCUCACCUUAAAAAAAUGGAUGCGAUCAAGGAAGCAAAGCAAUCAUUUGAUGCUGGUCUCAUUUUGACGGCUAUUUUAUAUCUUGAAGCUGCUCUACAAGAAAAUCAGAACGAUUAUGAAGUGGAUUUUUUUAGCUGGUUGUUGCUUGGGCAGUGUCAAGCAGAAAAUGGUAAUGAUAUACAGGCUAUUGCUGCAUUUAAAGCAGCAUUGAAGUUAAAUCCGCAUUUAAAAGAAGUGCACCUCUGGUUAGCUGGAUCUUAUAUUAACGAAGGUAUGCAAUUAGAAGCUACAGAAGUUUUGGAUGAAUGGAUUUCAAAAUAUUUGAUUGGUUCCUGCUUUUUAUUUCAAUCUUCUACUUCUGUUAAUCCACUUGAAGAACUGCGUAUUCGAGCACAAAAGGUAGAAGACAAGAUUAAAUUUAUGUUGGCGAAAGGAGCAAUGGAAGAUGAAGCAUUAUUUCAUGAUGCAUUGAGCUUAGUUUAUAAUAUCAAACAUGAAUAUGAUAAAGCUGCUAUUGAAGUGCAAUUGGUGCUUCGUAAAUAUCCAAAGGAUUACGUUCGUUGGAAUCGUUUGGGGGCUUUAUUAGCUAAUGGAGAACAUUUUGAAGAAGCAGUUGCUGCUUAUUUCGAAGCACUGGAAGUUCGUCCAAGCUAUGUGCGUGCUCGCUGUAAUAUGGGCAUUUCUCAAAUGAAACUUCAUGAUUACAAUCAAGCAAUAAGAGAUUUCAUUCUGGCAGCUCAGCUACAAUACUCUUGUGGUCCUGUUGCAACUUCAGUUUGGACGCUCUUGCGUGCCGCUAUCAUGCGAAGUUAUCAUCCGUAUGCACAGAAUUUACUGACAGCUGUCAAUAAGCGAGAUUUGAAGACUUGUAUUAAAUUAAUGAAUGGAGUUCUCUAA